Messenger RNA from Coregonus clupeaformis (lake whitefish), 4242 nucleotides. RefSeq names its product cyclin-dependent kinase inhibitor 1B. Gene Ontology annotation, cellular component: nucleus. Gene Ontology annotation, molecular function: cyclin-dependent protein serine/threonine kinase inhibitor activity. Bases 572 to 1117 code for a protein of 181 amino acids. Lineage: Eukaryota; Metazoa; Chordata; Actinopteri; Salmoniformes; Salmonidae. The record is from RefSeq and is a predicted model, not a curated record. The transcript is spliced from 3 exons. Gene Ontology annotation, biological process: regulation of mitotic cell cycle; signal transduction by p53 class mediator.
GAAAAACUCAUAAGAAAUGUGUUGGUUGAUUUCAAGAAAGUAGUCUAUACCUAGAUUAUUUUUAUUGCAUGCCAGAUUUUGCUUUAGCCGACACUCUUAGAAAAAAAGGUUAUUUGGCUGUCCCCAUAGGAGAACCAUUUUUUGUUCUAGAUAGCACUUUUUUUCUAAGAGUGUAUUGAAGAAUGCAAGGCCAGGAUGCGCACUUGUACCAAACCUGUGUGUCAUUGGAUGAAAUUGAUUUGAAGACAUCAGGAAUCGACUGAUUGCAUAAAGGUGUUUUCCUUGGGCAUGGUCCAGCUCAAUGGUCCAGCUCCAAAGACCCGAUUGUUAUGAUGAUUUUCACGUGAUUAAGUCUUCUGGUAGUAGGACCUCCUAUUGCCUUAUAGGAACAAACAAAUAAUUUAAGGGGACAAGGGAGCGCAAUAACUUGGAGCUUUUAAAGUGAUAUUAGUUUAUCGUGGGCAGUGAAAAGCAUCAGUCUAUACUUCGGUGAGGCGCGUCAUUUUUGACCCACCAUCAGGAAUCGCAACAUUAUUUCAGAUUUGAGUGCAUCAUUGGAUGGGACAUUGAGAUGGCAUCAUCAUUAUCUGACAUGGCCAUGCUGGUCUGUGGGAGUGUGGAGGAGCUGAAGCGGAGGGCCCAGGGCCCGGUGAGGAGGAACCUGUUUGGGCCUGUGGACCACGAGCAGCUGCAACAGGACUUCCAGAGGCACCUGUGUAUGAGCGCGGAGUCAGCCAACAAGCGCUGGGACUUUGACUUCAACACCGGCCGGCCGGCCGCCAAGGGCGCCAGCGUGGAGUGGGAGGAGAUGAAGUGCCAGGAUGUGCCGGCGUUCUACCACAGCUGCGUGGUGAGGAAGCCGGUGAUUGGCAUCGCCGGGCGGAGGGCGGAGAGAGAGAACGUCAGGCUGGUGCGGGCAUCGUCUCCAGGGUCAUCCAGCUGUGGAGAGGAGUACCUGGAGGUGACCACCAGGGAGAGCUAUAGGAUCCAGAGGCAGGAGAGGAGGAUGGCCAGCCAGAGGGCAGGAGCAGUCAAACGGAGACAAGCCGCCAUAACAGAAUUCUUUGUCGUGAAGAAGAGGAGGGCCAUGCAUCACAAACGGUCCUCUCGGCAGUGAACACAGCCCAAGAAAGAGCACCAUUCAGUGGGCACACUCCGUUUGGAAAUCACCUCAUUAAGAUGAAUAUAUAAUUUCUGCAGAUUUCUGUAGCGACUCUGACGGUCAAAAAGCUCAUAGCUACAAUAUGUCUUAAAAACUCCUGACAAAAUCUGUUUGUUAUUUUCCACACAAGGAAGCUAACUGACAUCCUUUCAGAGUGAAACAUCUCUGAGUGGAAAUGAUGGAUAUGUUUGUAUAUAUAUUUAUAUAUCUGUAUUUCAUCUAUAUUUUCUAAGCUUGUAUGAUUGUCUAAGCUUUAGAAUAUACUGUGAAAUAAUUCAAAUGCACUCAUCAGGAAAAAAACUCAAUGGCUCUGGUGUAAGAGACUUCUUCCAACAGAACCCUUGGUAUAGUAUUUCUUAACUCCCAACCACCUCGGCGCACUCUCUAACAACCUCUCUCAGAGUUUUGAUAAGAGGAGUUCAACUAUUCCUGACCUCACUCCACGUGUAGUCUUCAGUUUCAUCACAGCUGUAAAAGUAUCAGCCACAUGAGUAAGAGGCCCCGGGGUCACCUCAGGUCAAAUUGGCAACGUGACCAUGAUUAGCCUAGGGUGCAAAGGUCAACGGUGAAGUUCCAGCACUUAGGCUAUCAGGCUGUGCCUGCAUCGGUAGGGACUUAUUUUUUUAAUGAUAAUGAUACAUCUUAUUGAGUAAUAAUAUUUGUCAAUAUAUGUCUAUUAUUACGGUAUUUUUUUUAUUCAUAACAACAAGAUACUAAAUCAUCAUAUAAGCUUUUUGCUUUGAGUAUUAUUACAGAGUGAUAUAAGGUGUCAGUAGGCAACAAGCUUAAAUUAGCUUAAGUUAAUUCUCAAAUGUUGUUAUUAUGGCUGACAAUCACUUCACCGUUGGCACCACCGUCUCUGUAAAAUGUGCCUAAAAUGUCAGUACAAAACUGAAUAAAAUAAAAGCUUAUUUAUUUUUUUGCCCCCUUUAUCUUAUUAAGGUAGUAAAACAUAUUCUUGGAAACUGUUUGGUAACAAAACUGAAUAUAUCUCGUAUGUUUGCUUUGUUGGCUAAAUCCUUUUAACAAUGUAGCAUUUUCUACUCUUGUCUUUGUAUAAUGACAGCCUCUAGGUUUUGAACAUGGCUCUUUUCUGUAUGAAGGGAAUGUAGCAUUGACAUUAUUUUGACUAAUGGUGUUGCAGUUCACAAAAGUACAUGGAUCCUUGAUGCAUACGGAACAUUCCAAGUUCUGUCAGUAAAUUAUUAUUUUUAUGAGGAGCUGAGCUGUAACACAUUUCUAUUGCUGUGCUAAAUACUAGACUGUUGUGACAACUGAAGCAGUUGACCAAAAAAAAGAAGAAAUAUAUUAUUUGUGAGUCAUCUGUAAGCAUUGGCUUGAGUCAAGGGACAUAGCCAUAGAAAUCCACAUGCCUUAAGCAUCUCCAAAUACAUCUCAGAUAUACCUGUGAUUAAUAUACAGUAUCACAGAUUUAUCCAUUGGCAUUACAUUCCAAACUUUAUGGCAUUCAUUCUCCAUAGCCAGAGUCACAUCGCAAUACUGUAAAUAAUGGUGGCAAAAAUAGCAGUCCUACAGGGAGUGCCUGUCCCUAAAUGUGUCAUGUUUGAACAAAUAGCCAUAAUCUGGAUUACCUACCUCAUUGAGCGAUUGACAAAAAAGUUAAAAUAAAAAAUAAAAAAUAUACCAAAUAAAAAAUGACAAACAAUUCCAACAUAUUUGUUUGAUACAUAUUUGAAACUACAGGAGAUAAAAAAAAAUUAUGUUCAUAGCUGGUUCAGUGGGAUAGCGGGUACAGACCAUAGGCUUUAGUUACACAUCAGGUAAAAUAGUCAGUGUGUCAGAGAGAUAGGCCCAUUCCAGCUCAAAGCAGAACUGAGGAAACUCAAGACCUCUGGGAGUCCUGGCCUUUGUUAUUUCUAGCUCUCUGGCUUGCUUUGCUUUGACUGGUUUCCCAGAACUAGACAGAAUUGAGGAUAGGGGGCAGGGACUUUAUUAAUAGACAGCAACAGAAUGAUGUCCGAGACCAUGAAUCAAAGAGGUUCUAUAGCCAGAAAAGUGGCCUGUGUUCUAGACGGUUUUUGUCUGGAACCAUAGAGGUCCUUAUAACACUCCCCUCUUGACUUGCCAACGAAGGUAGCGAGUCAUGUCAACAGAACAUUUUUAUUUCUGUUUACACACUUCACCUCACAAAUGGAAUCGAUUAUCCGUUUUUAUUUAAUAAUAUUUUAUUGUGUUUUUGUUGUUGUUUUGUGUGUUUGGACUAUAUAUGUGUAUGUUGGUUUAUAUGCGCCUGUCUUUCAACGUGUUCAAAACAAAACUUUAAAAGUCUGUUAACUUAUUUUUAACUAUGUAUCUUGUUUUUGUAGGGAAAUUAUUAUAAAUGCCCUUUCGGUAAAACUAACUGAUUAUGUGUAUUGUUGAACUGUCUUUGCACUAAAACAUUAUUGACAAGAUAAUUCUAUAUUUCUGAUGUUAUAGAGCUACUCUCAUGGGAGGGGAAGUGUUUAGAAAAACCAAACCUUCACUGCUUAACUGGGACACAGACUAUGGGCUAUCAUAGUUUGGGGUCGGACACAAAAUGAUAAAUAGGUAUUAGGUGUUUUCUUGGUAUUACAACAGUGUUAAAACAAGGUAAUACUCAGCCUUAAUAUUACUGACUACUGGUUUUCCCAGAAUUCCCUUGGCAAGCGAACUGUGAUAAGUUAAUGAUCAUAGAUCUGUAUAGAGCUACUGGGCUGCUCUAUCCUGCAUCCCCCCCUGGCCAACAGUGUGUCCCACAGUGCUAAAAGAAACUUUGCUCUGAUUCACAGGUAUAUCAAAACAUAGUAUUGUAUGCCUUAUAUGCAUGAAUGGAUAUCCUCAUAUACGUUUUUGAUAAUAAGAUAAUGGUUAAUGUAUGCAAAGUGUAUUACAAUGUAAUUACAUGGGAAAAUAAUAUUAGCUUUGAUUUGGUUUGGUAAUAGUUUGAAAAUAAAAUCACACAUUUUGAAGUUGUGGACAUUUCUGUGGAAGAUUCAAUGAUUGUUUUUUGGUGCACUGUUGACUUUUAUGUUAAUUUGUUUCAGUAUGUUUCAGAUUAUUAAAGAUGUAAAUAAAUGAUAUAAAUAUACUACAAAGUA